Molecule: messenger RNA, 2852 nt
Organism: Trichoplusia ni (cabbage looper)
Lineage: Eukaryota; Metazoa; Arthropoda; Insecta; Lepidoptera; Noctuidae
Product: protein SHQ1 homolog
Exons: 1
Coding region: 299-1708 (469 amino acids)
Biological process (GO): box H/ACA snoRNP assembly
Cellular component (GO): nucleoplasm; cytoplasm
Source: RefSeq, a predicted model, not a curated record
UAGGAAAUAAAGUCCAAAAUGAAUAAGCGCGAAUCAGCGCGAUCAACCCACUUUUGGUCGUAUAGUUGUUUAAAAAUUAGUCGAUUUACAAAAGUUGAAAAAUAUAGGCACUGCACUAUGGCUAUUGAUCAGGGGAAGGUGAAGUUUACCAGUACAGUACAAGCAUGCAAACUGCACGAUAAAAAAAUGUGCUUAUGUGACAGCGCGAGAAGCCGCUUGUUUGGUUGUUGAUUUGGUUCAAUUCAAAAUAACUUUUUAAUUAUAACACAAUCUGCCUUAGUGUAGAUGCUUUAUCAAAAUGUUAACUCCACGUUUUAAGUUAACUCAAGAUAGUAAUCACAUCUACAUAAAUGUGCAUGCACCAUACACCAAUAUUGGUGACACUGAAAUAGAUGUCGAUGGUGAAAAUUUUCUAUUUGUGUCUAGUCCGUACUUCUUGCGACUGCGCCUGCCUGGUAGAAUUGUCGAUAAUGACAGUUCAAAAGGUUCAUACAUUUGCGAUUCGGGAGAUUUUAAUUUAACUUUCGACAAGGAGACCCCUGGAGAACAUUUUGAGAAUCUUGACAUGAUAACGAGUUUACUGGCUCCAAGAGAUAUUCCUGAUCUAAAUCCAAAUCUUGUGGAAAUGCUCGAGGAAGACGGAAUAACAUUAGAAAACGAAAAGGAAGCAGAUGAUGAUUACAGUAACAAUUUCUCUUAUGGUUUCGCGAACAAGAUAACGACGGAGUUUUCAAAUAUUGGCGUCGAAUUUCCUCAAAUUUUCGAGUUAAAGGUACCAGAAAAUGUAUCUAUUGAUGACCGUCAUAUUAAAAGAAUGCAGCAUGAGGAUGACAAAUUCUCUUCUGACCACUACCUAGCAGAUUUCUAUGAUGAAGAGCUUCUAGCCCCAUACCUUACUGCAGUAGCCUCUUGGGAUAAUCAAAGCUUUAACAAAGAAAUAGACUUCUCAGAAGAUGAAGUUGGGGUCCUCAAGGAAUUGCCCAACAAGCACUACUUGCUUAGCAAAAGUGAAUACAAGCAAGUGCUUUAUGGACUUGUUGACAUCCUGUAUGCAUAUUGCUAUGAUAAGAGGACAACAUUAAAUGAAAGCACUGUGGAGUCUAGUUGGACUAUAAACAAACUAUCAUCAACAUUGAGUUGGUUCUGUACAUUUCAUGAUAUGCAACAGGUUUUGAUUGCAAGCUAUAGGAGGGCUUUAAUUCAUCCUAUAUUCAGAAAUUUCGAUCUCUGCAAUAAAGUAAAGAACGAUCUUAUAAGUUUAUUUAAGAAGGGGAAAAAGUUUGUUAUAAAAUGCAUGAUUGAAAUACAUCAAAUGUUCAACACUAGCAAUGAUGCACGAUACAUUCUAAACCAAUUGUACAUCAAGGAUUAUUUAGUUUUUCUACAGAAAUGCAGGAAUGAGGAAUUGGUUGAACUGUAUAACAAUAUAGCCAAUAUUGAAAUAGCCAAGAAAGACCUUGAACUAGAUAUAGUUGAGUUAGAGGAAGCCGCAGAACUAGUUAAACAGGAAGAAGUCGAUAGUGUUAUGGAGAAUGAGAUGGCUGUUAAAAUGGCUUCAAUGUCGCUACUGACGGGUCUAAGGAAACCUAAUCCAGCUUUAAUUAAUGAUGAAUCAGACUCAUCAUUUGAUAGCAGCGACUCAUCAUCUGAUAGCAGUGACUCAUCCGACUCCUCAGAUGAUCUGGACUCUGAUGAUGACCCAUCCUGACAGGCGGGUGAUUUCUAGGAGUCAACCAAAGGCUUGUAAAUAAUCUGUCGUGCCUGACAGUGAGAACUACUGAAAAGGAAGUGGGUUCAUCCCUGAUAAUUCAAGUCUAGAAUGGAUGUGUCUAUUUAAGACAGUGAAUUAACAGAACAAAGCCCCUAGGUAAAGGACGAGUAUAAAAAAGUGAAGUGUUUUGCAAGCCUUUAAGACAUAAAAAGACAAUUAAAAUAAACAGACAUUAAACAAAAAGAAAUUAUUUAGUAAUUGUGAUUUUAAGAUGUAAUCUGUAAUCUCUGUUAGCUUAGACAUUUAUUGAAGUCAAUGUAGGAUCAGAUUUUGUUAGUUUCACACUACAUAGAAAUUUUUAACAUAAUAUUAGGACACAUAUAAAGUAUAUAUGUAUGGUAAAUAAAAAAAAACUAUAUACUGCACUACUAUUUCAUCUGCAUAAAUGUAUAUUAUUAAUGUUAGAAAUAGUAUCAUGGGGUUAGAAAUAUGGCAGUUGCCAUGGUUUAAAAGAGGCUUGAUGAACAUAACUAUUCAAUCAAGUCAAAACACAUACUUGCGAAAGUGACAGUUCCUAACAGAGGCUAUAAAUAGUCACCCCUCUAUUUAAAAAAAAAACCUUACCAGAAACAUUUUCAAUCAGGAGCUCUCUAUAGGCAUUCUCUUGCAAUCAGUUUUAUAAACUUCUUAAUGUUCCAAUAUAUGAACAAAACCAUUCAUUUGAUAUUAGGAGAUAAUAAUUACUAGACCUCGGUUUAUUUAUUUUUAUCAAGUCCUGUAUUCUGUUGUGCAAACCCAUAAUACUGUUGGUGGAGCAAAAAAUGAACACUCAAUAUUAAGAUUUCUAUUAACUUUCGUGAAGAUAAUUUAUUCUUAAAGUUUAGUGAUCCUGAGAGAAUAUGCAUGAGUAAACUGUUGAAUCAUUAAAAUACAUAAUAUUUUUGUAUUUUAUAGGAUAGGCGUCACAAUAUUAUUGCCCUGGAUGUCAGCGACACUAAUCAAGGCACGACUCAGCCAGAUUAAUUUUAGAAAGUGGAUUUAGUGUACAUUACUUAAUAGAUACGUAAAAUUUAUGCAUAUACAUUAAAAAAUUGUAAAAAUGUUGUAAUUAUUAAUCGAAUAAAGUGAUUAUGUAGUUUAA